GCAGGCGGGCGGCGGGGGGCGGAAGCGGAAGCGGAAGCGGAAGCGCGGGCGGCGGCGGCGCGGCCGGAGCAGACAAAGAGGCGCGCGGCGGGCAGCGAGAGGAGGGAGCGUCGCCGCGGCGCAGUUCCGCUUCCGCCGCCGCGCGCACGCGGCUCCGCUUCCGGCGUAGGCGCCGGUGCCGGCGGGCGCGGCAUGGCGGCGCCGCGCGGGCCGCAGGGCGCUGGGCCCGGGCCGCCGGUGGGCUCCGGCUCGGGCCCCGGCUCGGGCCCCCGCGUGUGCUUCGCGGCGGCGGCGGCGGAGGCGGAGGAGGCGCCGGGGCGCCGGCAGGGCAAGGUCACCGUCAAGUACGACCGGCGCGAGCUGCGCCGCCGCCUCCACCUCGAGGAGUGGAUCCUGGCGCAGCUCACGGCGCUCUACGACUGCCAGGAGGAGGAGAUCCCCGAGCUGGAGAUCGACGUGGACGAGCUGCUGGACAUGGAGAGCGACGGCGCCCGCAGCGCCCGCGUGCAGGUACCCCCGAACCGGGGGGGUCCCCGACUCUGGGGGGGGGCACGAGGCCCCGGGGGGGUCCCCUAA
Dromaius novaehollandiae (emu) is the source of this 576-nucleotide messenger RNA. RefSeq names its product protein phosphatase 1 regulatory subunit 14B-like. The coding region runs from base 193 to 576 and encodes 127 amino acids. NCBI's taxonomy places the organism in Eukaryota, Metazoa, Chordata, Aves, Casuariiformes, Dromaiidae. The record is from RefSeq and is a predicted model, not a curated record. Gene Ontology annotation, molecular function: protein serine/threonine phosphatase inhibitor activity. Gene Ontology annotation, biological process: innate immune response; regulation of phosphorylation. Gene Ontology annotation, cellular component: cytoplasm. The transcript is spliced from 2 exons.